This is a messenger RNA of Cucumis melo (muskmelon), 3584 nucleotides long. RefSeq lists its product as uncharacterized. The transcript has 2 exons. Gene Ontology annotation, molecular function: zinc ion binding; aspartic-type endopeptidase activity; nucleic acid binding. The record is from RefSeq and is a predicted model, not a curated record. Gene Ontology annotation, biological process: proteolysis. NCBI's taxonomy places the organism in Eukaryota, Viridiplantae, Streptophyta, Magnoliopsida, Cucurbitales, Cucurbitaceae. The coding region runs from base 1017 to 3584 and encodes 855 amino acids.
UGUGGCAAGAUCUAUUGUGGUUACGACGAAUGUCGGGACGGAGAGUGUAGAAAUGAUUUAUGUGACAUGUUAUAUGCUGAUGCCAUGUGUAUGUAUACUGCAAAUUAGGGUACCUGUUAGCUUGAUUCUGUUAGAGUCGUACCUGCAUGGGUGUCCUUCGGGAUCACCACCUAUUGAGGACUGUGUGGUCCGACGGGACACCAGUCUAGCAUGAUAUAGACAUGACUCGAGUGACUCGACGGGGUCCUCGCAUCCCGACUGUCCUAGGUGUCCCCGGGCACCGAAGACCAGAGUUACGUUCCUACGGGAGCGCAUGAUUGCACGUGUUCGGGAACGUGCCAGAGAUUGGGUACCAGUUAUCAGGACUCUAACAGGAAGUUAACAGGCACCUAGUGGGACUAGUAGUGGGUCCCUUACUGAGUAUUUUUAUACUCAUUCUCUCCAUUUUAUGUUUUCAGGUAGAGGACGAGGCAAGGGCAAGGGCAAGCUGGCGAGCGACCCGAAGUGAGACCGAGGAGGGCCAUAGGGACUACCGCUUCCGCUUAUUUCUUAUUUCAGAUUUUAGCAUUUGAGUUUGAGUACUUUUUAUUUUUCACUAUCUUUUAUGUAGAUAGGGCCCGAGUAGGAUUUCAGAACGUUUUUACAUUUUUGCAUGACUACCUUGUUUAUGUUUUUUUAUAAAUGAAUUUCUUGAACCGUAUGCUUUUUAAUAAAAUUUUUAGACUUAAACCACUUGUUCUAUAUUUAGUAAUGACUUCGAUUCAGCAUAAGGAGUUGGGUCGUUACAGUUGGUAUCAGAGCACAGUGUUUUAGGUUCUGUAGACUGACCUACAAUGUAAGUCAUUUUUGUUUUUGGUUUUUACUUCACCCUAUGGCAAUACGGUCCUUCGGCACUCGCCAGGUAUGUCUAAAGCCUUGCUAAUGUUAAGAUUACAAUUUUGCCUGAAUAGUCUAAGACCUAGAUAUAAGGUGAUAAGUUCUUGUGGUGAAAAGUUUGUUGGUGAAUUUUAGGGAGAAUGCCGCCACGUAGAGGUACACGCCGAGGAGGUGGUAGGGGAGGCAGAGGAGCCGGUCGUGGCCAGCCGGAGGCGCCACCUGUUGCACCGGCAGUCGACCCAAACGCACCGGUCACCCAGGCGGAUCUCGCCGCAAUGGAGCAGCGUUAUCAGGACAUGCUGCAAGCUGCUUUGGCGCCUUUCCUUGCCGCCCAGCAGAACCAGGCCGCCCCUGUUCAGGCCGAGGCCGCCCCUGCUCAGGCCCAGGCCGCCCCUGUUCAGGCUCAGGCCGUCGCUCCUCCAGCCCCUGAGGAAGCUCAACCAGUACCAGUUCAACUGUCGGCCGAGGCGAAACACUUACGGGAUUUCAGGAAGUAUAAUCCCAAGACCUUUGACGGAUCCAUGGACAACCCCACAAAGGCCCAAAUGUGGUUGACGUCCAUAGAGACUAUUUUCCGGUACAUGAAGUGCCCAGAAGACCAGAAGGUGCAGUGUGCAGUCUUCUUCUUGGAGGACAGGGGCACCGCCUGGUGGGAGACCGCGGAGAGAAUGCUAGGGGGCGAUGUAAGCAAGAUAACAUGGGAGCAGUUCAAGGAGAACUUCUAUGCUAAGUUUUUCUCCGCCAAUGUGAAGCACGCCAAGCUGCAAGAGUUCCUAAACUUGGAGCAAGGCGACAUGACGGUGGAGCAGUACGACGCCGAGUUCGAUAUGCUGUCCCGCUUUGCUCCCGAUAUGGUAAGAGAUGAGGCUGCCAGGACGGAGAAAUUUGUUAGAGGACUCAGGCUAGACCUUCAGGGCAUUGUCAGAGCCCUCCGCCCAGCCACGCAUGCUGAUGCACUACGUAUAGCACUGGAUUUGAGCCUGCCUGAGAGAGCCGAUGCGUCUAAGGCUGCCGGCAGAGGGUCAGCCUUGGGACAGAAGAGAAAGGUUGAGACGCAGCCUGACGUAGCACCGCAGCGAACACUGAGGUCAGGAGGUGUCUUCCAGAGACACCGACGGGAGCUUGCAGCAGCCGGGAGGACUCUGAGAGAGCUACCCGCUUGUACUACCUGCGGGAGAGUCCACGGAGGUCGUUGCUUGGCUGGAAGUGGAGUCUGCUUUAGGUGCAGACAGCCGGGGCACACUGCUGAUAUGUGUCCUCGGAAACCCUUUGAGACGACACCGCCCCAGCCUUCUGCGGCCCAGCAGGGGAGAGUUUUCGCCACUACCCGGCAGGAGGCCGAGCGAGCUGGCACUGUGGUGACAGGUACGCUCCCAAUUUUGGGGCACUAUGCUUUUGUGCUAUUUGACUCUGGGUCAUCCCACUCGUUUAUAUCCUCCGUUUUCGUUCAGCAUGUGGGUUUAGAGGUAGAGCCUUUGGGUAGUGUUUUGUCGGUUUCUACUCCAUCUGGGGAGGUCCUGUUAUCCAAAGAACAAAUAAAGGCAUGUCGGGUAGAGAUAGCGAAUCGUAUGUUAGACGUGACCUUGCUAGUGUUAGACAUGCAGGAUUUUGAUGUGAUACUAGGCAUGGAUUGGCUAUCAGCCAACCAUGCAAAUAUAGACUGUUAUGGCAAGGAAGUUGUCUUCAACCCUCCCUCCGAGGCUAGUUUCAAAUUCAGGGGGGCAGGCAUGGUAUGUAUACCCAAGGUCAUCUCAGCCAUGAAGGCUAGUAAACUACUCAGCCAGGGUACUUGGGGUAUUUUGGCAAGCGUAGUGGAUGUGAGAGAGCCGGAAGUUUCCCUAUCUUCCGAACCAGUGGUAAGAGAGUACCCCGACGUUUUUCCAGACGAACUUCCAGGACUUCCGCCUCCCAGAGAAGUAGACUUCGCUAUCGAGUUAGAGCCGGGCACUGCCCCAAUCUCGAGGGCCCCUUACAGAAUGGCUCCAGCCGAACUAAAGGAGUUGAAGGUCCAGUUACAGGAGUUGCUGGACAAAGGCUUCAUCCGGCCCAGUGUGUCGCCUUGGGGAGCCCCAGUAUUGUUCGUGAAGAAAAAGGAUGGGUCAAUGCGCCUUUGUAUUGACUACCGAGAGCUGAACAAGGUGACAGUCAAAAACCGCUACCCCUUGCCCAGGAUUGAUGACCUGUUCGAUCAGUUGCAGGGAGCCACCGUCUUCUCCAAGAUCGACCUGCGAUCAGGCUAUCACCAGUUGAGGAUUAGGGACGGUGACAUCCCCAAGACGGCCUUUCGAUCGAGGUACGGACAUUACGAAUUCGUUGUGAUGUCUUUCGGCUUGACUAACGCUCCUGCAGUAUUCAUGGAUCUGAUGAACAGGGUGUUUAAGGAGUUUCUAGACUCGUUCGUCAUAGUCUUCAUUGACGACAUCCUCAUUUACUCAAAAACUGAGACGGAGCACGCGGAGCACCUACACCAGGUUUUGGAGACCCUUCGAGCCAACAAGUUGUAUGCCAAGUUCUCCAAGUGUGAAUUCUGGUUAAGGAAGGUGACGUUUCUUGGCCACGUGGUUUCCAGCGAGGGAGUUUCAGUAGAUCCCGCAAAGAUUGUUCCGGUGGGAGUGGGGCUGUUGCCUGAUGUUGCUGCUCAACCAAAGUCUUCUCCAAUUGAAACGGACGAAAGGCAACAGAAAGUGACAACUUUUCUGACUCUUUAA